Messenger RNA from Sorghum bicolor (sorghum), 1906 nucleotides. RefSeq names its product protein odr-4 homolog. Bases 101 to 1567 code for a protein of 488 amino acids. Lineage: Eukaryota; Viridiplantae; Streptophyta; Magnoliopsida; Poales; Poaceae. The record is from RefSeq and is a predicted model, not a curated record. Gene Ontology annotation, biological process: intracellular protein localization. Gene Ontology annotation, cellular component: endomembrane system. The transcript is spliced from 11 exons.
CUGGGCCGGCAACUGGACCGGGCCCCCCAUCCAAUUUGCUUGAUUCCGCUGAGCAGACAGAUCGGGUCGGGUCCUCCGCCGGAGCCGGCGACGAACAAGGAUGGUGAAGGCGGUGGUCGGCGACGAGGCGCACCUCAAGGCCUUCGAGGAAACGCUCGCCUCCUCCUCCUCCUCCUCCUCCUCCUCCUCUCCUCCACCUCAAGCCCAGGUGGGCCUCGUCGUCGGCAAGCUCAGCGCUUCCUCCGACCGUGCCCUCGUCUAUGCCCUUCUCCCCACGCCGCUCACCGACGCCGCCGCCCCCGCAUGCUCCCUCCGCGCCGCCCCCAAGUCCAAGCCUUCCAAGGGCGGCGGCAGAGGCUCUUCCUCCUCCUCCUCCUCCUCAGACGCCUCUCUCGACUUCGAUGUCGAAUGGAUCGCCGAGCAUGCGCGACAGGUGUCUAGGAUGCUGCUCGGUGGUAUGAGUGUUAUAGGUGCUUACCUAUGGGCUUCCGAGGCAUCAUUCAAGGCCACAUCUCCUGCUGUCUUGUCGCAGGUUAUUCGCGCGAUUUCCCAAGCUUGCUAUGGCAGUGCAUCCGGUGAGCGGCUGCUCAUCCACAUUUCUUACAGUCCUCGAAGAUGGACCUGUCGUAUAUGUGAGGUUGCCUCAGCAAGUCUGCGUCCGUGUGAUUUUAAAUACAGCAAACUAUUAUCUUCUCUUCAAACUUUCAGAUGCACAUAUAAUUUUGAGAUAAGGUUAACAUCUGUUCAAUCUGAGCUGUUUAAGAAAGUUAUUUUGAAGGCAAUCAGUCAUCUCACAGAGGAAGUGCAGAAUGCCAGAGCUUUGGUCGAUGGGCAUCUGUUUUCAGAAGACAUGAACAUUAGUACAGAGGGCGCCCACCAAGUUGAUUUUCUUGUGCCAUUCAAUAAUGCUGUGCCUGUUGAAGAAUGCAGUUUAGAGGGAGUUGCUGGGCUUAUUCGCUUUGUUGGAUCUGUCAGUGCCUUGGCAUAUUUAGGCCCGAAAGAAUCUGUUUCAGAAGCUAUAUCUGAUCUAAAGGCGGACAUCGUUACAAGUCUAAAAAGCCGGUUGGAUAUCAUCCUUGAUGAGGCAGAUGAUGGCCCUGCCACUGAUGAAGUGGAGAAAUCACCAUCUCAGAAGGUCACUCAAGUUAUAUUUCAUGAGUUGAGAGAACCUUACAGCUUUUCAUUCCCAAGAAGAGUUCUGAUACCUUGGUUGAGUGGCACCUAUGUUUGUGAUUACUUGCAGCAAUCAGAGACAGCAGAGGAUGCUUUGGAUCGCUGCAAGGAAGUGAUAGCACUGGAAACAGCCGUGGAGAGCUCUUCAGUCCUGGAAUCAGAAAGUGCAGCAGCUUGUAGCACGCUGGAGUCCUUUUGGGUUAUGGUGCCUGGAUCUCACAGCGGAGGACAAGGUGGAUCCAGCAAGCUCAAGGACAGUCAUUCUGUACAGAAAGAUGAUUCAAGCAAAAGACAAUCUGGUGGGAAUUUCAACAUCAUAGCCGCUCUGAUUGUGCUACUGGUUGCUCUGCUAGCUGGAUUGAUAUUCACUUUCUCUGCUGGUUCCAGUACCUGAACCCACCUGCACUAUAACCGUGUUGUACCACCAGUAGAUGAGAUACCAAAGAUGUUAGAAACUGUUGAAUAGGGAGUUGAAAUAUUUUUUGUUAGAAGAAAACUGUUUUUACAUUUUUUUUAAAUUUCCUGUUGCCCUUGUUUGCAGCUAAGCUAAAUGUGCUUACUCGCUAAAUGUCUAUAGGACUAUAUACCCUUAUCUUCUCUGUUCUGCCUGCCUGAGAAUGAAUCCUAUCUGUCUAGGCUGCCAAUUGGAUUCCCCCGUCCAAUUGAAGACAGUAGAAAGGUUUAAUUUUCCUUCUGUAUGUAGUCAUGGCAAUGGAAAGAAGGCAAUGAUCGA